Polyodon spathula (Mississippi paddlefish) is the source of this 2296-nucleotide messenger RNA. Its product is annotated as dol-P-Man:Man(5)GlcNAc(2)-PP-Dol alpha-1,3-mannosyltransferase-like. The transcript has 9 exons. The record is from RefSeq and is a predicted model, not a curated record. Bases 379 to 1677 code for a protein of 432 amino acids. NCBI's taxonomy places the organism in Eukaryota, Metazoa, Chordata, Actinopteri, Acipenseriformes, Polyodontidae. Gene Ontology annotation, molecular function: dol-P-Man:Man(5)GlcNAc(2)-PP-Dol alpha-1,3-mannosyltransferase activity. Gene Ontology annotation, cellular component: endoplasmic reticulum.
CUAAAUAUAUAAGUAUGAGAAAGGUGAAGGUUCGUGCACUCGAUCACGACACAGCGCUUUCAUGAGGAUGUAUUGGGAAGAGUGUAUACGUGUGGCGGGAGUGCAGGUGAAACAGACCCCCAGGGAAACGGCUGUGUGGUCAGCGGGUCAUUCAGCAAGUUAUUAAUAUAGCCUAUACGGCCAACCAAUAGCAGUGCCACCGACAAAACUAUUGAUUUAUUUGAAGAAGGCGUCCAGGAACGGAGCAACAAAAUCAGCACGUCACUGAGUUCCACGAGAGUUUUAUUAAUAAUGGCACGACAAGGUUGGUGUGAGUUACAAACCCGGCCACAGGAAGUGAUUCCGAGGGGAUUCUUUAUGCAGUGGUGAGCGACGGAGAUGGCAGGCGGCGCAGGAGCAGCGAGGAGGAAAUCUGAGGGACCCCCGUCUCCGGUAUGGGGGACCCUGCGCACUCUAUGGGAGGAUAAGCAGCGGGUUCUGUUCAAACCCGAGUACACCCUGCUCGUGACCGCGGCUCUUUGGAUCGCCGAGAUCGGGAUCAAUAUCUGGGUGAUCCACCGUGUUGCAUAUACAGAGAUUGAUUGGAAAGCCUACAUGGAGGAGGUAGAAGGGGUUAUCAAUGGAACGUACGAUUACACUCAGCUGAAAGGAGACACUGGCCCCUUAGUGUACCCAGCUGGCUUUGUGUACAUCUUCACAGUGCUGUACUACGUGACGGGUCGGGGGAGGGAUGUUCGGCUGGCUCAGUACCUCUUCGCAGUCUUCUACCUCGUCACGCUACUCCUGGUGUUUCGUAUCUACCGCCACACCAGCAAGGUCCCCCCCUUCGUGUUCUUCUUCAUGUGCUGUGCCUCCUAUCGGAUCCACUCCAUCUUCAUCCUGCGGCUGUUCAACGACCCUGUGGCCAUGAUGCUUCUCUUCAUGGCGGUCAACCUCUUCCUGGACGGCCACUGGACGCUGGGCUGCUGCUUCUACAGUCUGGCAGUGUCUGUGAAGAUGAACGUGCUGCUGUUUGCCCCCGGGCUGCUGUUUCUGCUGCUCUGUGAGUUUGGGCUGCUGUGGAGCAUCCCUAGGCUCUCCCUCUGUGCAGCUGUACAGGUGGCACUGGGCCUCCCCUUCCUACUGGAGAACCCGCUGGGCUACGUGAGCCGCUCCUUUGACCUGGGCCGGCAGUUCCUCUUUGAGUGGACUGUGAACUGGCGCUUCCUCCCGGAGGAGAUCUUCCUCAGCCGCUAUUUCCACCUGGCCCUGCUGGGGGCGCACCUCUCCGUGCUGCUGCUCUUCACUCUGUACCGCUGGAACAGGUCUCAGGAGAGCAUCGUCUCCUUGCUGAAGGACCCAGCCCAGCGCAAACAGACCUUGCCGAAGCUCACCGCUGACCAGAUCACCUACACGCUGUUCACCUCCAAUUUCAUUGGGGUGUGUUUCAGCCGCUCGCUGCACUACCAGUUCUACGUGUGGUACUUCCACACGCUGCCCUACCUGCUGUGGAGCGGCCGGGUCACAAAGCUGGCUCCCCUGCUCAGGGUGCUGAUCUUGGGGCUGGUGGAACUGUCCUGGAACACCUACCCCUCCACAGUGUACAGCUCGGCCGCACUACACACCUGUCACCUCAUCAUCCUGCUGUCUCUGUGGUAUGGAGAGGAAGCUGCUGUCGACGUCGACAAACGCAAGUGAUCCCCGCCCAGCACCAUGGGAGGACCGUUCAAACAGGAAGGCCCUUCCCCGUCCAGUCCGAUACCAGGAGAAGGAGAGUCCAGUACUUUCUCAGUCUCUACACAGCAGAAUGUUCUGGGGGAAGGAAAGGCAGUGGGAUCUAGUGGUUAGAGAGUACAGGGCUAAAAAGCUUAUCCUCUGUCAGACCCUUGCAGCGCUAUAGGUAUUUCUGCAUAUGAAACCUUUAACAAAACAAAUUGCUUUACAGGUGUGGAAGGCUUCGGCAGUGUAUGGAAUUGGAGAAAUGCACGUCUUGGAGUCGCCACACCUCGCCAGUUCUAUCGGGAUUAUCUUGAGAUUAACCCACACUGAGAAUGUUGGACGUGGGAAGACCUUGAGUGAUAGUUUGAUUAAUUUCUUUUUUUCAUGUGAGUUUCUUUUUGCUAAAUGUGGCUACCUGGAUGAAAAGGCUGUAUCUGAUAUUCUGAGAAUGUGUUUGAAACGGAAACAGACUCGACACCAGUCAACCUGCUGCUAAAUUACCAGCGACAAAGAGCCAAAGAUAGAGGAGGAAAACCGAGGAAGGGACAAAAAAAAAAAGCAGGAUCUCGUUUCUAAUAAAGUUUCACUUUUCCAUGUG